UUCAGUUUUCAGUUUUUUGCUUACAGUUUGUUUGACUUUUUGACUUUUAUAGUUUUAUUCUUCUAAUUCCUAUCAGUUCAGCUGAUAUCCGUAGAGUUUCUCUUGUUUCUUUUUCAGAGUUCCAUGGGACGCAGAUUCGUAAUUAUUAUAUUUUGGACAGUUUUGAUUAUUUGAAUUUACUUCUAUAGAAUCACGAAAUUGCUUGAUAAAUCUGGCUUGUCUGUCGAACAGCAUCUGUUCAUUUCAAUCGUUUCGGUCGGGCUGCGAAUUUACGACAAUUUUCCGUUUCGUGAUCCUUUCAGCUUUUAUGCAGCAGUUUUGAGGGUAUCGACUCCCUGCCGUGGUAAGACAGUGGGCCAUGCGCCCCUCUCUCAUUUUCCUCUCCCUGCCAUCGCGCCUUCCCAGCCGCCUGUUUUUUCGCCGCUGCAUCUUCACCCCGCCGCAUGAACCCCGUGGGGGAUCGCCGUUCGGCGCGAAGGGCCGCGACUGGCGUCUGGUGGCCGGCGGCCAGUACGCGGGCCAUUCCAAGAUGGAUAUCCGGGCGCCCCUAAACACCAAGAAGUACGGCCUCUUCACGCCCUUCUACCACUUCCCCUUCAUCGUGCACGUCCGCGCCCUGCAGCGCAUGAAACUCUACCAGACCGUCGGCGCCACGCUCCUCACCGGCGGCGUUAUCGCCGCCGCCAUCGCGGGGCUUGAGCUCUCGCCAAUCGCGGUGCCGAUCAUGAUGAUGGGCAAUGUGAUGGCCUUCGCGUUCCUGCUCAUCACGACCAUCGCGUUCCAGCGCUGGAUCGGGCGCAUGUACAUCAAUGAGGCUAAGGAUAAGGUGCUCAUCUCCCAUCUGACGUUCUGGGGACAGCGGAACAACGUCGUCUUUCCCAUCUCAGACAUCACCCCGUUGGGCCAUCUGGCCCCGGGACGCUUCUACACGCACGUGCCCCGAUUAUCGGAUCCGAAGGACUACUACACGCUGUGUACGCGCUUCGGGGGGAUCCUGGAUGGGGAGGCUUUUAACAGGGUGUUCGGCGCAGACACCAUGACCUACUUCACGGAGGCCGCGGCAGCGCUGGAUAAGAUGCAGCGCAACGCAGAAAAACCGACGAUACCGGCGCAACCACCAGUUGAAGUGGAAAUCAAAGAGCCGGCCAGUAGAAUAAAGCCAAAAAUACAGCGGUCACAAAAAUCGUGAGAUAUGGUGAGAAAUUGUUUUUGUAAAUUCUGUGGGAGUUUUAUUCUUUCAAUCCUGUAAUUCGGAUUGUUGUCCUGGCAUCCGGCAGCGCGGAUAAUGGACCGUAACGCUGAUGGGUAUAAACUAUCGCUGGUAAAACGGAAAAAUUGCAGCGAAAAUAAAGCUGAUGGAAUUGGUUCAAUCUAAUAACUUUUUGUUUUUUCCACGUAAAUAUGUAUUGAAAAUUUGCAGUGAACAUUCGGUAUUCCAGAAACCA
This is a messenger RNA of Paramacrobiotus metropolitanus, 1445 nucleotides long. Its product is annotated as transmembrane protein 186-like. Lineage: Eukaryota; Metazoa; Tardigrada; Eutardigrada; Parachela; Macrobiotidae. Bases 359 to 1189 code for a protein of 276 amino acids. The transcript has 2 exons. The record is from RefSeq and is a predicted model, not a curated record. Gene Ontology annotation, cellular component: mitochondrion.